GAAGUUAAAUCCAGAUGAGAUGACAUUUGUUCUGGGUGGUGAGAUGGCCAUGUGGACUGAUGAUUACUGCUUUGUAGCUCAGUGUUUUCUGUACAAAUGAGGAAAACCUGACGCAUGGUGGAUGUUUGGACCCGAGAGCGAUUCACAGUUUACUGAGUCAGUGAGUGGAAUUUUAAGUAUCUCUAGUUGUAAAUACAGUAAACCUCCUCUUAUUAGUCCCCCCAACCCCCACUUAUAAGUGUCCCCAGUUACAGGCCCAUUUAACUGUAACCAAAACAAUACACCCCCCUCCCGGAUAUAAGCCUCCUCCCCCCCCCUCCCCCCCACUGACAAGUUCCCCAGUUACAGGCCCAUUUACUUGUAAACAACAAAAAAAUACACCCGGUUAUUAGGGACCAGUCAUAAUUUAAGUUGGAGGGAGCGGGGUGGGGGGUGGAGGAGAAAUUGAGGGGCCUUCAAUUUUUUUUGGAUAAAAUAUGGGGGCCUUAUAAUGCCAAAAGAUGACCUUGGGGGUUGUUCAAGUUUCUUUUAAGUAGCAUCCCUACUGAGCAGCAUGAUGCUUGAGUAUUAAAGGACCUGAUUGUGAUUCAGUUUUACACAAAGUCCUAUAUUGUGUAAUACUAAAACAAUUUAAUCAGCAUUUUGACAAAAAGAUUUAAUGCUCAAAUAGUAGGUGCGUCAACACAACAUCCAUUAUUGUGUAACACUGAAACAAUUUCAUCGGCAUUUUAACAAAUGAUUACAUGCAUAAAGUCAUGUUAUGCAAUCUCGCUCUCCGAAUCAUUAUUUGUAGAUGAGGUUGAUGUGGACUCACUGUCUGUGUCACUGACAAGUUUUUUGCUAUUAGAGCAUGUACUGCUCAUAUAAAAAGCAGUAUGCUUUGGCUGAUUAUCUUCUUUCUUCCUUGAAGCGGUCCUGUUGGCCUCUAACCUUUCGAUGGCUUGUCUUAUCUCAAUUAUAACACAGUCACUGAUAUAUCCUUGCUCUAUAAGCUGUUUGAGAGGCUCUAGGUGAAAUCUCUUUCUCAGUUUAGUGUGAAGUGCUUCCCUGUUGAGGUUAUUACUGUCAAUCACAGGAAUACUGGCUUUUUGAGUGAUAUCUAUUUCUCCAUUCCCAGUCAAAAGUUUACACACCUCUUUAGCCUGCCUUGACAAUACUUUCCGCUUCCUGGUCUUGUUCUUUCUUUUUUGUUCUUUCAUUCUUCUCUUCCUUCUCAGUUCUUCAGCCUUAGUGUAAGCAGUUUGGUUAUAUCUUCUACGUAAGGCAAGAAAUACAGUAUUGACAUUGUCCAGCAUGUGAAAAAAGUGUUCCCUUUAUUUCUUCUAAGGCUUGAAGCUUUACUUCAACAUACCUUACAACUGUGCUCUUUCCCCCUGGAACUAAAUCAAGGGAGGAAAGAUAAAAAUUUGUCCUUUUCUCUGAUACCCAUUUGGGUAUUAUGUAAGAAAGGAGGGCCCUUAAAUCUUUAACAUGAUUGAAGGGGGGAGUUCCUAAAAAACAUGGGUGCUAUUGAGUAGGGGUCUGGAAAUAACUUGAGAUAAAAAAACAAUUUCUCCUCCCCCCCCUCCAACUUAAAUUAUGACUGGUCCCUUAGCCCCCGCAAAUACAAGACCCCCCACUUAUAAGUUCCAGGCAGUAAAACGCUAGAGAGGUCCUUUGGAACAAACUAUCUCCACUACUUUAGUCAGCCAAUUGUCGAUAAAAUCAACAGAAAACGGUGCCUUGCAAACAGCAAUGUGCACAGAAUGACGUGUCCACCAGAUUUCUAGAUUUAACCAUCUAAAGAAAACUAAAACAAGAGAUUUGAAGAGUUAAUUCAAUAUAAUAUUAUUAUUAUUCCGGAAUACAGUUAAUCGAACUUGCUAAAGAGAGCCAGAGCGGCAAACCUGGCGAGCCCGUCCCUUGGAAUCAGGUCCUGAUACAAAUGGUCUUUACUAGGUUUUUCGGGAUGCGGAAGUUUUCUUAUUUGAAGGCUGGGACUCGGGAUUUUAAAACUAAAAGGGGGCGGGGUUCGGGAUUGAAAAAUAGCUUGGUAUAGGGGUAACCAUCGGCAUUACGGAAAUGCAGGAAAAUUUAGGUCGGGAUGACCUGAUUGAAGAAUUAUACUGGGACACUUCGAUAUAUGCUAAUGAAACAAUAAACUUUCAGAUUUGGCCCAGUGCCAUUGUUGGAGCUGGUUCAUUUUGUAAUUAUCAGUCAAAACUAACUCCUGAUAGCAAAGAGUUCGCGAUGAUGAUAGAUACUCAACACAAGGUGAGUGGUUAUGUUAGAUUUAUCGAGCAACUUGUAAUUGUCCUGACCUGAUUGGUCAAAUGUAUUGUCUACUACUGGUAAGGUCACAAAGCCAAGUAAAAAGAAAUUGAGCGAACUUUCCGCACACCCUUCAGCCGCCAGAGGGCGCCCGCGUGUAACUACGUCCCUUUUACCACUCGUGACGUCAUCAGUUUGACGGUCAUUGUCCAACCUCGUUUCCAGUGUUCGCUCUCUUGCUCCGAGAGAGAAUCUUUCUUUCUUGAAGCAAGAGAGAGAACUCUGGGAACGAGGUUGGUCAUUGUCAACUUUGACACUUAACUUGUGCAGGGGAACAAGAUCUUUGAAACCAUACCCAAAUAAGCGCCGUUCAGUGAAACAUAAACGAGAAAAUGGGCAACAAAUAAUGUAGCUUUAACUAGAAAAUAUUGCAAUGAAACUCUUGUUUCACAAGCCCCCUGAAAUGCCUUGAAAUACACUUCUUGAACUUCGGGGAUUUUGCGAAAACCUCUUUCUGCUAAAAAAAAAAAGCACUGUAAAUGCCCAGGGACAGAAAAAAGGACUUGGGAAAAGCGAAUAAAUCAAGGAGGAAAAAAUUGACUGCGCAUGCGCUAACUCCGAAAGUGUAAUUUGGGUUUUGGCAUCAGGAUCGAGUAAAUUACAAAGCAAACAAAUUAAGCGUACCGAUUGAAUGAUAAAACAAUUAGUGAGCUCGGUUUGAAAAAAAUAAAAUAGUGGUUUCUUAUUGUAUCACAGAUCAAUUAUUUGCUACCGCCCUCGGCAUAGACCGACGAAACACAUAACUUUUCUCUCCCUCCUCCAAUAAUUGUUAAUUAUCUGUUCUUGUAGAGAAUGGUGCAGCGUGGCAUCCUUACUUGUCCUUCCGGGUGUAAAUGUGAC
Porites lobata is the source of this 3150-nucleotide messenger RNA. Lineage: Eukaryota; Metazoa; Cnidaria; Anthozoa; Scleractinia; Poritidae. The record is from the annotation of a GenBank genome assembly.